Messenger RNA from Anneissia japonica, 363 nucleotides. Its product is annotated as general transcription factor 3C polypeptide 6-like. Lineage: Eukaryota; Metazoa; Echinodermata; Crinoidea; Comatulida; Comatulidae. The record is from RefSeq and is a predicted model, not a curated record. The coding region runs from base 28 to 285 and encodes 85 amino acids. Gene Ontology annotation, cellular component: transcription factor TFIIIC complex. Gene Ontology annotation, biological process: transcription by RNA polymerase III. The transcript is spliced from 3 exons.
CAAGUUGUAACAUUAGCAGAAUGCAAAAUGGCAACAAGUGACACUGGUACGAUGAUGAAUACAUCAGCAGACAACAAUAUUAAUGACGAAGGGGAAAGCUAUGUGUUACUAGAGCUUUCUGGAUUAACAGCAGAGGAAUUCAAAAACAAUAGUGGACAGAUUCAUCUUCUUGGCGUCAACUCUCCUAAUCCAUUUCUUAAGUUGGACAAAUGCUUCUUUAAGGGGGAGUACAGGUUAACAACUGGAACAGCUGUUUUCUUUGAAGAGAGCAAUGAAAGUAAGUAAAAAGUGAAUUCAGUGGUGGAUUCAAGGCUGGCCCAUCCCUCCCCCCACUCCUGCCCUCAACAUUUUUCAAAAUUAUUG